AUGUCGAAGGUGUACGGCUGUGCCGAAAGGGGCGAAGACGAGAUCGGGCUCCCAGAAUCGACAAUCGACGAGUACGUCGCACUCGACAUCGACAACUUCAUCGACGACACGGUCGACCCCUCCACCGCCUCCGCCGCAGACAAGCGCACCCUCCGUGGCACCUCCUCCUCCGCCGCCGCCACCGCCCGUGGUAACAACAUCACCACCGCCGCCGCCGCUAGUAUUGACUACCAGUUCAGCGAGUACGACGAGCUCCUCAUUACCACCCCCUCCUGCACCACCCCCUCCACCGCCACGCCGCCUGCUCCCGUGGUCUCUAACCCUCCGUUGCCCAUAAUUAUACCCUCUUCUUCUUCUACGCCGCCACUUGUUGAUGCGGAACCGCCGGCGACCAUUCCUACAUUCCAGCAGAUUCCUAGCAUACCUCCCCAAAGUGUGCCUCUCCCUGCUCAACUGCCUCCUGUUUCCUCAUCCUCCUCCGUUCCUGCCAUCAUACCUCCAAUCGCUCCAGGAACCAGCCAGACUGAUGCCAACGCAGUCCCCACGCAACCAGCUCAGACGCCGCCAGCGCUGAGCGACGUCAGCCCUCCACCCGCAAGCUUGAGCACCCCUGUGCCGGCUGCCCCUACGGUUCUCAACCCAGGCACUGCCGCGGGCGAGGCCGGGGCCGGGGCCGGGAACGGCAACAACGCUCCCGCGAGCAGUCAGCCUUCUUCGCAGGGCAGCAACAGAUCCGGUGGCGUGGCUACACCUGUGGUGAUUGCUUCGAGCGUAGUGGGUGCUGCGGCUGUCAUAGGCCUGCUUGGCUUCCUUCUAUGGUUCUGGAGGAAGCGAUGGCUCAGAAAGCGUCGGAGCACGCUUCUCACGCCUUUGUCGACGGAUCCCAGCUUCAGGACUGGCGAAAAGUUUGUCAUUGACCGUGGAUCUCUGGGACCGACGCCGCGUACAGCCAAACUAAAAGCUGCCCUUGGAUACAAUUUCAACCGGUUCCGUGGUCAAGUGGGAGGUCUGGUGUCACGCAAUCGUGACAGUAGCUCUACCGGCGGCCGCUCACAGUUCAUGAACAUCUCUCAACACAGCCGGAACAGCUCGUCCAUGUCGAAUCAUGGAGGUCCCCGCGACGUUGUCACGACUAAGGACCGGAUGAAGGACUGGUGGGAACGAUUAAGAGCGGACAUGAAGUUCAACUGGCGCCUUCGGGGCGACAAGAAUGCUGAGAAGGAUCCGUUCGCCGCGUCCCGCGACAUGAAGGAGCGCAAGGCUGCCACGGGCGGACAGCCUGACUUCUUGACAUUGCUGGGGAUGGAUGAGAGAGAAGUCGAACGAGAGGCUCAGCGCAGGCGGCUCAGCCGAGGCAAGGGCAGUGCUGGGUCGGGCGAUCACUUCCUUGGUGGUUUGGGGCUUAACUUCGACAAUGCCUCAGCCAACCCUUUUUCAGAUAUCAACGCGCUACCACACGACUCUGCGAAGCCCGCGCCCCUAGCCGUGGCGAAUCCGUCUUCGAAUAACCCCUUCUCGGAUUCCAAUGCCAUCUCGGCACCAGCGGCGGCUGUUAAGCCACCAACAACUUACGUCGCAGACGUCCGACGAUCUAGGGGUACGUCGGUUGGCGGCAACACGACGCGACCACCGAGUGGUUCCACGUUCUCUCCCCGGCUGGACUCGAUGUACCGGGACUCAAUGCAGAGCGUCGAGAGCUUUUCAACAAGACGCAACAAGUUUCGUUCUGACCCUUUCGAUUUGGAGCGGCCUGAGUUGCUUGGCAACCGGUCAACGCCAGCUAGCAGUAACUACAGCCAGGCUGGCGGUGGGCCACCGCGUGUACCUGGGUCAGCGCACACUCGUUCCGACAGCUUCAGCUCCAAGUACAGCAGCGGGGUGAGCAUGGACGGAUGGAGCGAUCCAGGUCCAGACGUCGGACCUUCGGGCGGACCCGCGGCAUAUCGGUACGAAGCCGAGAGCCCCGUGGCAGGUUACCGGUCGGGAGAGCAGCGCAAACCGGGACGUAGGCCGAGCCAGACCAGCCAAGGAAGUCAACAAAGCGUGGGCAAGGCUCUGUAG
This is a messenger RNA of Colletotrichum gloeosporioides, 2061 nucleotides long. RefSeq lists its product as uncharacterized. Lineage: Eukaryota; Fungi; Ascomycota; Sordariomycetes; Glomerellales; Glomerellaceae. The transcript has 3 exons. The record is from RefSeq and is a predicted model, not a curated record. Bases 1 to 2061 code for a protein of 686 amino acids.